Messenger RNA from Aspergillus sclerotioniger CBS 115572, 1380 nucleotides. RefSeq lists its product as uncharacterized. The transcript is spliced from 3 exons. The record is from RefSeq and is a predicted model, not a curated record. Gene Ontology annotation, cellular component: EMC complex. NCBI's taxonomy places the organism in Eukaryota, Fungi, Ascomycota, Eurotiomycetes, Eurotiales, Aspergillaceae. Bases 363 to 1166 code for a protein of 267 amino acids.
GUCAUGCAUGCAUAGGCUUUGCCCCGGCCCCCGUUAGUAGUAUAUAAUAUAUCUCACCAUUACACAACAUGCCACUGCCUUGUACUAGCUGGAUUCAGCCAGAUGGACACCGUGGUCACUAGUGUGAAGAAGCUAGCAGAUGACACAAGCGUGGGUUUUUCCCGAGCAAAGAUAUACGAGGGCGCUCGGCGGUGAGGGCACUUUAAACCGAGCUCGCCGGCCGCUUGGCACGCGCGCCGCCGCGCUCAGCCGUCGGAAUAGCUUCACCUCCACCGAACCGCCUCCGCAAUCGUUGCGGACCCAGCCCAUCCAGAUUCCAGUGUCACGCCUGCCCGCGACGAGGAAGAAAGACAUUCGCCAUCAUGCACAUCCCCUCUCUCUCCUCCCUUUCCCUCUUCCUCGUCGCCCUCCUCUCCACCCCAGCACUAGCGACCUCCGCCCUCACCAUCACCAUCCCCCCUUCCAAUCUCCUUCCCAACCCCAACAUUCUCCCGGCCGGCACCCAUGCCACCCUGACCACGCUCACAACUACUGAGAACAAUCACCGCAUUCUCACCGCACCCCUCACCCGCUCCGCGACCUUCCUCUUCCACCACCUACCCGCCUCCACCAAGCCCGAAUCCUACCUGCUCGAUAUCCGUUCCCCGGAGUAUGUCUUCGCCCCUCUCCGCGUCGAUGUUGCGGCCGAUGGCUCCCUCCUCGGCAUCUGGGAAACCUUCCGCGGAAAUCCCUGGGACAAUCGCGGUGCAGAGAAAUUCAUCGUCGAUGCAACCGCCGCCACUUCCGAUAUGACUGUCGAUGCGAAGGUCAUGGCCCGAAAAGGCUUCUAUGAGGAACGGUCGAAAUUCUCUCCUAUGGCUUUGUUUAAGAAUCCUAUGAUCUUGAUGGCUUUGGUCGCGCUGGGUUUCACUUUUGGAAUGCCCAAGUUAAUGGAAAAUAUGGACCCCGAAAUGCGCGCCGAGUUCGAAAAACAGUCUCGUUCUUCUCCCAUUUCUGGAGCAACUCGCAGUGCUAUGACUGGUGGUGGAACGCCUGGAAAUUUCGACCUGGCUGGGUGGAUGGCUGGUGCGACUCCUAGACCCGCACCUGGUGCUGAAGCCGCUGCUACGUCUGGUGGAGCGACCACUGGAAGGGAGAGUGGGGGUGCGUCGCGGAGGAGGGGGUAAGACCAACAUUUGUGUCGGGAACUAGGAGGUAGAAGGAUGUGAAACAGUGUUGUGACACAUCUGUUGUCUUUUUUAUCUAGCCUGGCGGUCAUGGUAUCUAACCCCUUAUUUAACCGGGAAGGCCGCAAAUGCAAUAUAGGCAUGCCAGGCGCCUCUCCUCUUUUAUCAGGGGAAGACUGCACGAGUAUUGGAAGAUGAUGAUAUAACCACCCGA